ACCCGGAAAGUACUUAGUUAAUCUUGCCCGCUUCACAGCGGUAGUACAGAGAACACACCGGGGAGUGAAACACCAAUUUGCCGGCUGAAGAACACCAAAAGGUUCACUUUUAUGGUCGGAAAAAACAAACAUGAUGUUGAUAUUAUCCUGGCAACUAAUGACAAGGUGAAACCCUAAACGAUUGAGAUAUAGCCUUAAAACCGUUCGGGAAUAGGAGCAGUGGAGUAUCCGAGGCUCUGAAAUAUUUUCUGGGACUUGAGUCUUUGAAAAAAAAAAUAUAUAUACAUGUAUAUAUUAUCACCUGAGAACAAUUAGUGCUUUAACGAAAGGAAGGGGACACGUCGUUCAACUUGUGCCGGUUGACAACGGGGGCAAUUUGGGAGGAUCUCGGGUUAAUCGGACACCCCAGCGGCCCGUGUCCAAAUCAGCGACAGAAGCCGGGGUGUCGGCUUGAGAGAGUGGUCGGGUGGAACGUCUCCAACGCUGAGGUAAUAGCGUCAGACGAACGAACAGGAGCUGCGUUGAGAUUUGACCAUUGGGAGCCGGGGACAGAGACCUCAUGAAUGGAAAUCGGAACUUCAGGAGAUGUUGGGGCCCAGGCCCUGUUCUCAGUGCCGCGGCGGCCUGGCUUUGGCACCAUGGGGAAGCCCAUCAAGCUGCUGGCCAACUGCUUCCAGGUGGAUAUCCCCAAGAUGGACGUCUACCUCUAUGAAGUAGACAUCAAUCCCGAGAAGUGCCCGCGUCGCGUCAACAGGGAGGUGGUGGACUCCAUGGUGAAGCACUUCAAGGUGACCAUCUUUGGGGACCGAAGGCCAGUCUACGAUGGGAAGAGGAGUCUCUACACAGCCAACCCCCUACCAGUCACCACAGCAGGGGUGGAUCUGGAUGUCACCCUGCCAGGGGAGGGGGGUAAGGAUCGCCCCUUCAAAGUGUCCAUCAGGUUUGUGUCGCUAGUCAGCUGGCACAUGCUGCAUGAGGUCCUGACAGGGCGCACCAUGCCUGAGCCCUUGGAGCUGGACAAGCCCAUCAGCACCAACCCUGUACACGCUGUGGACGUGGUGCUGCGACACCUGCCCUCCAUGAAGUACACCCCAGUGGGGCGCUCCUUCUUCUCCGCCCCAGAGGGUUACGAUCAUCCCCUGGGCGGGGGUAGGGAGGUGUGGUUCGGCUUCCACCAGUCGGUGCGGCCCGCCAUGUGGAAGAUGAUGCUCAACAUUGACGUAUCGGCCACGGCUUUCUACAAGGCCCAGCCGGUGAUCCAGUUCAUGUGCGAGGUCCUGGACAUCCACAACAUAGACGAGCAGCCCCGGCCCCUCACCGACUCCCACAGGGUCAAGUUCACCAAAGAGAUCAAAGGUCUGAAGGUGGAAGUGACCCACUGCGGGACGAUGCGGAGGAAGUACAGAGUGUGUAACGUGACCCGCCGCCCUGCCAGCCACCAGACGUUCCCCCUGCAGCUGGAGAAUGGUCAGACAGUGGAGCGCACGGUAGCCCAGUACUUCAGAGAGAAGUACAGCCUGCAGUUGAAGUACCCUCACCUCCCCUGCCUCCAGGUGGGGCAGGAGCAGAAACACACCUAUCUGCCCCUGGAGGUGUGCAACAUAGUAGCUGGCCAGCGUUGUAUUAAAAAACUGACUGAUAACCAGACGUCCACCAUGAUCAAAGCCACGGCCCGCUCUGCCCCAGACAGACAGGAGGAGAUCAGCAGGCUGGUGCGGAGUGCGAACUAUGAGGUGGACCCGUUCGUCCAGGAGUUCCAGUUCCGCGUGCGUGACGAGAUGGCGCAGGUGACGGGCCGUGUGCUGCCAGCCCCCGGGCUGCAGUAUGGCGGCAGGGCGAGCUCGGAACACUUCAUGCCCCAGCAGGUGAACCCUGUGGUGUCUUUGCAGAACCGCACGGUGGCCACGCCCAGCCACGGCGUGUGGGACAUGAGGGGCAAACAGUUCCACACUGGGGUGGAGAUCAAGAUGUGGGCCAUCGCCUGCUUCGCCACGCAGAGGCAGUGUCGCGAGGAGAUCCUCAAGGGUUUCACAGACCAGCUGCGUAAGAUCUCUAAGGAUGCUGGGAUGCCCAUCCAGGGCCAGCCAUGUUUCUGUAAAUACGCCCAGGGAUCAGACAGUGUGGAGCCCAUGUUCAGGCACCUGAAGAACACCUACGCUGGCCUGCAGCUCAUCAUCGUCAUCCUACCUGGGAAGACCCCUGUCUAUGCUGAGGUAAAGCGGGUUGGAGACACCCUCCUCGGCAUGGCCACUCAGUGUGUCCAGGUGAAGAACGUGGUGAAGACGUCCCCCCAGACCCUUUCCAACCUCUGCCUCAAGAUCAACGUCAAACUGGGGGGCAUCAACAACAUCCUGGUCCCACACCAACGUCCCUCAGUGUUCCAGCAGCCUGUUAUCUUCCUGGGGGCCGACGUCACUCACCCUCCAGCCGGAGACGGAAAGAAGCCAUCCAUCGCAGCGGUGGUGGGCAGUAUGGAUGCCCACCCCAGCAGGUACUGUGCCACAGUGAGGGUCCAGAGACCCAGACAGGAGGUGAUCCAGGACCUGGCCUCCAUGGUGCGGGAGCUCCUCAUCCAGUUCUACAAGUCUACCCGCUACAAACCCACCAGAAUCAUAUUUUACAGGGAUGGUGUGUCAGAGGGGCAGUUCAGACAGGUGCUGUACUAUGAGCUGCUGGCGAUCAGGGAAGCCUGUAUCAUGUUGGAGAAGGAGUACCAGCCGGGCAUCACCUACAUCGUGGUGCAGAAACGCCACCACACACGCCUCUUCUGUGCAGACCGCAAUGAGCGGGUUGGACGGAGUGGUAACAUUCCUGCAGGCACCACUGUGGACACAGAUAUCACUCACCCCUAUGAGUUUGACUUUUACCUCUGCAGCCACGCAGGAAUACAGGGUACGAGCCGACCAUCCCAUUACCACGUCCUGUGGGACGACAACUGCUUCACGGCUGACGAGUUUCAGCUGCUCACCUACCAGCUGUGCCACACCUACGUCCGCUGCACCCGCUCUGUCUCCAUCCCCGCGCCAGCCUACUACGCCCACCUGGUGGCCUUCCGUGCCCGCUACCACCUGGUGGACAAAGAACAUGACAGUGCGGAGGGCAGCCAUGUCUCGGGGCAGAGUAACGGCCGAGACCCCACGGCCCUCGCCAAGGCUGUUCAGAUUCAUCACGACACACUGAGGACUAUGUAUUUCGCCUGAGAGGUAGAAUACCCCUCCCAACACCCCACCCUAUCAGCCUCUGUGUCCUAGUGGGGGUCAGCCAUCGCAUAUCGGACUUUGGGCUGGCGCAGCUCUGGUCCCGAUGAGGGGAUGCCAAGCCGCGAAGGAUAACAACAACCAGAGGGGAGUACAGCAACGUUAUGCAAUAUGAAACCAGCCAAUCCUCUCCCAGCCUGUUCUCCUUUGCUGUGUUUUUAAUGAAUGGAUCGUCUCUGAUACUGCUCCUUGAGCUGAGCUCAACUUUUGCUUUGUCUUAUUUUCAAAAUGGCAGAGUGUAGAAGACAAGACAGGGGAAUUGAUAAGGAUGGUUUCAGGGGUUGGGUGGGGACGUAGCAGGUCCAGUGAGGAUCAUUCUUGUUCCUCAACCCAGUGCUGAUAUGAUGACUUGCCUAUCCAUGUUCAAACGUAUAAAUUGUCCUCUUUCAAAUGUCUUCGUUAGCUUGUUGUCGUUAUAUGUGCGUCUUUGUAUGUUCUGUAGAAGUCUGAUUGCCAUGGCGAUGCCUGUUAGUCGAGAACGCUUGUGAAUCACAGCUAUGCCCUUUUUCAUAGGGCAAGCUGCUCGCCCAGUUACUCUGCUCUCUUUAAGCCAAUGGGGAUUUACUUGCAGUCAUUGAGCCUGUCAGAGUUGAACACGGCAAACUCUAUCUCUAUCAAAAGGCAUUUACAAAAAAAAAAAUGUUUUACAGCUAUUGUUUGUCGUACUUUUAGAAUAUCAACCCUGGCCACACCAUGGACCUACUCAGAACCUUUACAGAGUUCACUGUGGUAGCUACAGAGUUCACUGUGGUAGCUACAGAUUUCACUGUGGUAGCUACAGAUUUCACUCUCUUUUUUAAAAAUUAUGAUUUAUCCUUCUGUGAUUUGAGAUUAAUCUUAUUUAUCAUUCAUUUUCAGCAAUAGAGCACUGUUCGUUUUGUCAAAUUUGAACUAAGGAACUGAUGUCACACCUUUAAGUGCAAUAAGUCGUUAAUGCAUAAAAAGGGUUCUAUGGUUAACAUACCGAUUUGUAUAUUUUUGGGCCAUUAUGACAUGGGCAGGUGAUAACGGAUAAAGAAUGUAAACUGGGGCAAGGAUUGAUGCCACAAAAUGGUUAUGUGGGGGUGACAUUACACAAUACGUGUUUUUUCGUAAAUGGAGUGAAUUAUGUGCCCGUUUUUAGGUGGAAAGAAGAAUUUGAAAGACCAAGGAUGUAUCUAUUUUAGUUGGAGCUCCUCUGAGAUCAGUGAAUUAGUUUAGUUAUACAGUCAAAUAAUCUCAUCCAGGCAUUACUGUCAGCAUGAUAUGCUGUCUAGGAAUGUCUGGGGUUAGAGAGCACAGCAUGUAUGGCUGCAUGGAUUCAGUUUCAUGAUUUCAUUUUUAAUGUGAAUUAUUUUUUAAUAUGUCGACUGAUCAAUUGAAGGUGGGGACAGUUAGCUAACAGAUCUGUAUCGUUCAUUUUAACCCUCUAGUGGAGGACUCAUUUUGCACUGUUCAAAGUAAGCCUUCAAAUUUCUGAGUUUUAUCAAGCCGUUUUGUCACAUUUUGAAGGGCUUUGCCUUGCUGUGCAGUAUCCUCCAGGCGAGGCCUUUGGUUUGGUCAAGCUGGAACGAGACGAAACUCAAUGUGCCUCGUGGGAUUGUGAGGGGGAGGACUGGGGUCAUCUGCAUGGGGCUUCAAGCGUGGGUGGUAUGAGCCUUGUCUGACUGGGACACAGGUGAUCCCUGCUCUCACUGCAAAAGAGGCAGUGUUGUAGCAUGGCCAGCACUCUGCCACACUCAUUGUCCUAUAGCUACGUGUUACCAGAAACCAAACUAGCUGCUAUACCACAUGUUAUUUUGUUCAUAUAUAUACCUACAAAGAGAGACUAUAAAAAUAUAUGACAAUUUACUGCACUUAAAGAUGCAUGUGUUUCAGGUGAGACACAUACCCUGGUGCUGAGCGGUGCAGUAUGGGGGGGGGGUAGUAGAACCCCCUCUGUUGUAUUCAGACAUUAUGAGCUUCGUGUUUUAAAGGAUCAGGUGUAACAGUAGAGAGGACUUUCCACUUAUAAUACAGGGGACACGCUUUCAUUCCCAGAGGGUGUGGUCUUUUAGUCAUCAGUACCCCGGGGGCCAAACUGUAUGUGUGAAUUAAGUCCCAGCAAAAUGUCAGACAUUACCAGCAUCUGAUUUUACUUAAAGAACAGUGUCGGUAUGAUCUCAUAAACUGUUACGGUGUGCUAAUGUGUAGCUGCUCUGCUUGUGUGAUAAAAUAUUUUUUUUAAAUGUC
This is a messenger RNA of Oncorhynchus keta (chum salmon), 5468 nucleotides long. Its product is annotated as protein argonaute-3-like. Gene Ontology annotation, molecular function: protein binding; RNA binding. The transcript is spliced from 19 exons. The coding region runs from base 564 to 3200 and encodes 878 amino acids. NCBI's taxonomy places the organism in Eukaryota, Metazoa, Chordata, Actinopteri, Salmoniformes, Salmonidae. Gene Ontology annotation, biological process: regulatory ncRNA-mediated gene silencing; regulation of stem cell proliferation. The record is from RefSeq and is a predicted model, not a curated record.